AUGCUGAGUAAACCACCAAAACGUUUAGUACUUUUUACGAAUGCUUGUCAAUCUGUUAUUGGCCAAGUAACAGAAACAGCUACCUAUCUUCAAUUACCAGUGUUUUCAUAUACUGAGACAGAUUCUUCACUAGCUGCACGAGAGAAAUAUAACAACUUUUUUCGAACAGUACCAUCAGAUUUAAUGCAUAAUCAUGUAAGGCGACAAAUAUUACAACGAUAUAAUUGGACACGUUUUGGUUUAGUCUAUCAAACUGGAUCUCAAUUUACACUAGCAGCAAAUGAUUUUUCAUCGAAAUUAAUUGGAAAAGAUAAAAAAUAUGGCAUACAAAAAUGGGAAAUCAAUCUAACACGAAGUAUCUCUUAUCGAACAGGAAAAAAUACGUAUGAAGAAAAUAAAAAAAGCAUUCAAAAUAUAUUGAAUGAUUUUGAAACACGAGAUGUCCGAAUAAUUAUUGGUAAUUUUAAUCAAACAGUGGCGGAACAUGUAUUUUGUCAUACUUCUGCGGCUUUAUCUGAAUAUAUUACUCAAUAUAAAAAUAAAAUAAGUUCGACUGGUUUCUUUCACGCUUAUGCAUAUGAUGGUUUAUGGAGUAUAGCUCUAGCAUUCCAACAUCUACUAAAUACCAAUGAUGAUAAUCAUUACAAUUUUACUUCAAACGUUUACGAACACGGUUGGACAUCAAAAUUUAAAGCUGCUGUACAAAAAUUAGACUUUUAUGGUGUAACGGGUAGAGUUCAAUAUUCUGAUGGAGAACGUGUUGGUGAAAUUGUUGUUGAACAAUAUAUUGCUUGUCGAAUAACAGGUAAUAUAUGUGAAAUACCAUGCCAUAAUGGAGAAGAAUGCAGUUUGAAAUUAGUAAAAAUAUUUCUUGCAAAAGAAAAUGGAUUGAUUAAUUUGUAUCCAGUUAUGUGGCAUGGUAAACAUAAAGUAACACUACAGCAAGUCAUAUUUAUCUCCUGA
Molecule: messenger RNA, 963 nt
Organism: Didymodactylos carnosus
Lineage: Eukaryota; Metazoa; Rotifera; Eurotatoria; Philodinida; Philodinidae
Source: the annotation of a GenBank genome assembly